Blastomyces gilchristii SLH14081 is the source of this 864-nucleotide messenger RNA. RefSeq lists its product as uncharacterized. The coding region runs from base 1 to 864 and encodes 287 amino acids. NCBI's taxonomy places the organism in Eukaryota, Fungi, Ascomycota, Eurotiomycetes, Onygenales, Ajellomycetaceae. The transcript has 2 exons. The record is from RefSeq and is a predicted model, not a curated record.
AUGGACCUCCCUUCCGAAUUUGAAGCCAUGCUCCUUGACGCGAAGCAAUUCGCCGCAUACCCGCAUCUCGAAGCUCUCCUAUCCAUGGUGAACGAGGCGUUCGACAUUCGCCAUAGGGAAUCGUUUGCGACGCAUGAACAGGGGAGAUUUGAAAGUUUAGAAGAGUUAGUCGAAAGCUUAGACGCCGUGGGAAGAUGUUGCAUCAUCACGCAAACACAAAAAAAUCAGGCCCCGAGGAUAGUUGCCUGUAGCAUAUUAAAGGCAUAUUUCGAAUGGGACCCUGCCUCGGACCCAGCGUUGAAGAAAGAAGAUGCUCGAGAUAUUUCCACUCAGAAUGGGGUGAACGGGACAAGCGAGCCACGCGAACCUCCAGGCUCCGAAACAAACUUGACACUUGCCGCCCUAAAUGCAAAAAAUGAGGACCCUGAUAUGGAUUUCAGGUCCGUCACGGACUGGGAACUCGGGGUUGUGGUCGUCCGUCAAGAUCCCCAAUUGAGCAAGCUUGGUCUCGCUGUCCGAUGUGCCGCGCUGCUGGAACAAGAUCUCCUGGAGCGGUUAGAACGGGCCGAGAAGGAGGAUGCUAACGGCGCGAUCACUCCGGUGGAUCAACAGAAGCCGUUGACGUUCUGGGUAAAAACAGCGGCGAUAGUCAAUGGGUCGUAUUGGCACAGGCGCGGGUAUGAGACUAUUCGCACGAGGAUAUUUCCCGAGGGGUACUGGGGGGCAUAUAGAGAAUUUGAAGUCGCAUGGAUGAACAAGUGUAUUCCACGUCGGGCGGUUUCUGAUCUAUCUACACCUGUUAAUGAUGUAACUAUUGUCAAUUUCAGAAAUGGUGAUAUCUCGGACAAUAGCCAAUCACUCUAA